AGCGCUGCGGGACGGAGGCUGAGCGCGGCACCGCUGCGAGGAUGAGGACGAGGACGAUUUUAACUGAUGUUGUGUCGCUAUGAUGAAGACAUACGCGGGAACGACGAGCUGUUCGUCACAACAUGUAUGUUCUUGACGGCGGGAAUAUUUGAUUCGUAUUUCCCGUUUGACCACUCAGUCAAGGUGAUGAAGUUGACCUGGAUGCUGCGGCGGAUGAAGACCGAAAGUGAGAUUCUGCCAUUUAAAGCUAAAGGACAAACUUAAAGAAGACCAAAACCAACGCUGGGAAUUGUUUUCUACGUGUUCCACGCGAGAUAUCACUCUGUCAGCGGAUGACGGGAAUUGUUAUGCCCAAAAAUGCCGUUUUGUGUGAUUUAAGUUAAAGGCGCACAAUAUAGAUAUGCAUGCCAAUGUCACUGUGAGCUGACAGAAAUAGCCUUUCAUUUAAUUUCAUUUAAACGUCAUGACGUAAUAUGAGGGAAAUUAUGACGCUGGUUUUGCUCUGAGGUAACGUUACACGCGCGUUUUAAAUGACGCGAAGUUGAGCAACGGCAUUUGAAAUGUCUUUUCUUUUCUUAGUAAACGUGAAUAAGUUAAAUAACUAAACAUUCCUUAUUUUUUAGUGUGUGUUGUUUUGAGGGACGGUGUGUUUUAUUCUGAUGGGCAGUAUUUAGUGUGCGUAAUUUUAAGGGUCAACGUUUUUUUUUUGUUUUUUUUUGAGGGGCAGUGUUCAGUGUGCGUUAUUUUGAGGGUCCGUGUGUUUUAUUCUGGGGGCAGUAGUUCGCGUGUGUCAUUAGCAGGGUAAGGGUGUGUUAUUCUGAGGGUUCAUGUCGUGCUGGUCGCUGGUGUGGCUGGUGAUGGGCUGCAUUCAGAGUAUCAGGUGUAAACCCAAGAGUUUUCGGGACAGUAUUAUGGUUCUGGAGGUGAACUCCUCUAUAGACUCGAACCCCACCAGUGUCGACGAGUCCUCCAGCGUGGUGCUGCGCUACCGGACGCCUCACUUCCGCGCGUCUGCUCGGGUCGUGGUGCCGCCGGUGGCCGGUAAAGAGAGCUGGACUGUCGGCUGGAUCCAGGCGUGCAAUCACAUGGAGUUUUACAACAAGUACGGAUCCAAAGGAAUGUCCAGCUGGGAGCUGCCGGGUAUCCGAGACGGAAAGAUUCAAGCCAUCAGCGACUCGGACGGCGUCAACUACCCGUGGUACGGCAACACGACCGAGACCUGCACCGUGGUGGGCCCGACCAAGAAGGACAUCAAGUUCACCGUCAGCAUGAACGAUAACUUCUACCCCAGCGUGACGUGGGGCGUCCCCGUGAGCGACGGCAACAUACCCAUGCUGAGCAGCAUCUGGAGGGACCAGAGCUUCACCACGUGGCUGGUGGCCACCAACCAGACGUCCGGCGAGGUGCUGGUGCUGCAGACGGUGCGCUGGCGCAUGCGUUUGCACAUCGAGGUGGAUCCUGACAGGCCGCUGGGACAGAGAGCCAGGCUGCUCGAGCCCAUAGCCCAGGAACAGCCGCAGGUGCUGGGCAAGAACGAACCCAUCCCGUCCAACGCCAUGGUCAAACCCAACGCCAACGACGCUCAGGUCCUGAUGUGGAGGCCCAGGACGGGCGAGGCGGUUGUGGUCAUCCCUCCCAAACACGAACCGCUUUUAUAACUGACUUCCGUUGAGAUGAAGAACGAUGUGCAACCGCUCUACCUGCAGACUGGGUCGGAAUCACUGUGCUAAAUGACGUCUUUGCACAAAGCUUUUUUUACGCUGCGUUUGGGAAUUUUGCUUCCGAGCGACAUGGGCUAACUGGAAUAUAUGUGUGCGUGCGAGUCAUUUUUUGGACAUGCGAGACAUUCGAUUCCCAUGGCCUUAAGUUUACAUUGCUUUCAACUGCAAAUGUUUAGCCUUAACGUGCGAUGCAGUGAACCUACCGUCAGAACCGCUGAUUUGUCCGAUUCUUCCUCAUUCUCCUCAAGGUCCGGAUGAAGGGGUUGAUGACGGAGGGAAAGAGCAAAUUGUGCUCGUGUGUGAGGGAAUUAUUAAUUUUAUGCACACAGUGUUUUAAGCAAAAGCAUUUUAGUUGCACAUAUAGCCUUGUUUUUCCAGAACACCUGUCCACCAGCCAUUAAUGCCCUUCUGGUGUAUUGAACAAGACUGCAGAUUCAAGCAAUCAAGAUGAAUUAUUUUCUAGUACAUGUGAGUUGUCAUUCAUUGCUGUGACGUGUGUGUCAGUUGUUGCUUCAUCACAUUGAAAUAGAUGCUGUUAUGAAUGAAUGAAUGAAUGUGGUCAUUUGUUUCGCUUUGAGUUUGAUUCGCGUCAUCUCACAGGACACAGAUUCUCCAGAUUUUCCAAAUGAGUAUUUUUUGUGAGAACUAAAUGGUUUUAGGACCAUUUCGACAUUUUAUUACAACAAAGCACAAGGAAAGCAAACUAUAGACCAGAUUUGUGAAUCGAAGGCCGGUUGCUCUUGGCUUUAAUUUGUGAUGCGUAACACAGAGCGCUUCAAUCUAAAGUGUGUUAAUACAGACGCUGUAGUCAAUCUACUUCAGUAAAACCACUUCACAGUCGAACGCUGAUAAUAUACGCUUGUGCACACAUACGCCAAAUAUCUGCAUGAACCCUACAAAAUUGUAUCCGCUCAUAUUUGACCUUCAGUACACUUCAAUCCGUUAUAACAAAGUAACUAAACUCCUGCUUGAAAAAGAACCAGUGUACCAUACUCCUACUACACUCUUAUCAAACUCUGGUGUAUUACAUUUGGUUUGUGCUAUUUGGCCUGAAUUGUUCUUCAGUAUUAUAUUAAUACAAACAUUACAAAGGUAAAUAACAAUUUGUAUAUUUUUGCAAAAGAAAAUUUAAAUGAUAUAUCAUUGUAUAUAGUUUUGGAUAUAACAGCAAUUUUGAUUUAAUGGUCCCUUCGAUUAUAACAUCACAACCUCAACCUACAGUCAAUGUGUGUCUUUAUUCGGAAAAUGGCCUAUUAUUUUUUGUUUUUGAUUAUUUCAUAUUUUCUGCUUUAGUUGUCUUGUGAGGACUGAUUGUGUUUUAAGUUGUUUUAUAGCUUCGUCCUUGGAAAUAAUACUUGAAUUGGAGUGUAACACAAACUGUGAAAAUGCACAUGACAAAUGAAUUUUUCACGAAGAAAUAAAACUGUGAAAU
Triplophysa rosa is the source of this 3153-nucleotide messenger RNA. It is a transcript of the gene fam78ab, whose product is annotated as family with sequence similarity 78 member Ab. The record is from RefSeq and is a predicted model, not a curated record. The transcript has 2 exons. Lineage: Eukaryota; Metazoa; Chordata; Actinopteri; Cypriniformes; Nemacheilidae. Bases 828 to 1658 code for a protein of 276 amino acids.